CAUGCAGAUCAUAACAAUCAUUCUGAAAAGCGUGAUACGAACCUCAUGUGUACUUGUUUACAUCAUAAAUUGGACUGAAUUUGGGGAUUUAUCAAUACCCCGUUACUACCAUUCUGUGUAGAAUGUAAUCGUCUUUGUGUCUGUCGGACAGCCAUGCCGUUCUCUCGCGAUGAUAAACAGCAAAGAGCCGACCAAUUUCGGCAGCAAGUAGAAGAACAGCUGGUUGAGGAAGAUGCAGGCGAUGGUGAUGGCGAGGUAAACAACAAUGAACACGAGGAGCCAUGUUGUGUGCCGUUGAGUUGCACUGAAGGCGGACCUGUGCACACAGACGAUCCGGACGACUGUCAAAAAGUCGUCUGCAACAAUCCGGAAUGCACCCAGGGUCAGCACAUGCACAAGUUUUGCUUCGAUGUAUGGGAGGAUGAAGUGCUGACAUAUCUACGGUCGUCUGGCAGGGCAAGAAGCUGGUCGGAGAAGCAGCGUCGCCAGAACUUGUGGACAAAGAAAGGCUACGAUUUGGCAUGGAAAGCCUGCUCGUGCAAGUGCGCCAAGGGUCAUCUGCGGAAGGACCUGGAAUGGAUACCACCGAAGCUCCCGGAGGGCGCCGCGGCUGAGAAUGCCCAGCAACGCAGGCAUCGACGACGCAAGAAGUCCAAUGAGAAACCGAGCAUUGGCAGAGCUAAUUCCAUCAGCUCAAACUCUGGAAAUGGUAACGGAAAUGGCAAUGGACAUGGGAAUGGAAAUGGUCAUGGAAACGGGCAUGGAAGACUGCGACACACUUCAGCUUCAUCAACAGCUUCAACCGAGAGCAACCUUACCCCACCGCAGAGUCCAAAUGUUUAUCAGUCCAGCUGCAAAAGCCAACCACGUUUUCCUCCACAUGCAGCAGUGGUUUCCAUGACAAGUCCCACUUCUGCUGCUCCUGCAACUUCAAGCCACGCAGCAACAUCUCCAACAACCGCAACAUUGACCACAACAGCUUCUGAUGGAGCCUCUAGCCACAACACCCAAGCAGCACAGAGUCAUGAGAGUAACACCAACUGGAGUAAGUGGCAACAACAUGGUGGGAGCAGUGGUGGGAAAAACCAGAAUCAACCCCACCACUUUGUGUCUCCGAUGCCUCAGCAGCAGCAGUAUCAGAGCCCUCCCUCUCACCACGACUACCACGGGCCACCCAUGAAUAUGCCCCAUCACCAAGGUGGCAACAACAGGCAGACCCCGCCCACCAACAGAGCAUCUCAAUUCCACCAUGGAGGAGGACCCCCGAUUUCAGGUCACAGGGCGAAAGAUCCAGCAACAUGCAAACCUACAACGCCAAUUUCUUCAGCAGCAAUGUGUACUGGAAUCCCUCUACCGAUAACAUGCCUCCUAGCAGUAGUUCAAGCGGUAGUGGUACCGGUGGUAGCGGGUAGUGGUGCCGGCAGUAGUGGUGGUAGUGGUACAAGGGGCUUCCUACCACGCAUGGAUCUAUCAGCAUUCUACCAGGUGUUGCCAGCGCACAAGCUCAACUCCUACCACAUCAAGAUGGAGGAAGAUAGCCAGCCGGAGUCCGAGGAAAUACGCUCCUUCAUAUUCGCGACUCUCAAUAUACAUGGCACUCGCGUCAUUCCAUGCUCCGUGUGCACCAGGAAGCUUCCCGUCUUUGAUCGCUACCCUCUGAUCGACGGCACGUUCUAUCUCACGCCGCAGCGACAAGGCGAUGGCAACAAGGGCCUACAAGUUGGUCUGCAGAGCUCCCAGUACCUGAAUGCUGUCUGCAUGCAGUGCCUAGAGGGCGUUCAGCGCAUCGUCUGCCGUAUAUGCAAGUCUCGCUGGGAUGGGAGCCAUCACCAGCUGGGUACACUCUACUCCUACGACAUCUUCGCCGCCUACCCCUGUUGUCCAGGGAGGGCAGGAUGCAAGCGGUGCGGCAAGCCGGUCAUCGACCCAACCCGCGGCACGCACUUCUUCAGCGAGUACUCAAGGAGUAUACAAUGUCCCCACUGCGGCGUUCCUGACUUCCACUUCGUGAAACCGCUGAGCAGCUACGAGGUCCACUCCAAUUCUGUACAGCAGAUCAAUGUAUGUUAACCAUUGCUUAGGAGAAGGGUGUUGAUUUGGUGAUGGCACUUGCUACACCAGUAGCAAGAGAGGAUUUUGAGUUGCAAUGGAAGGAUCUUAGACUGAUAUGAACUCUCUAGAGCCUGAUACGGUGUUAUAUUUACUUCAACCUUUUCAUAUAUUAUACGUAACCCUUAUUUUCUCAGCUUUAAUAAUCUUGUUUGAUAUUGACAUUAUAUCUUGACUAUAUUUUUUGAAAGCAUGGGUAUUGAACAUUUACCAAGAUGCAUAGUUAGCAUCUAUAUUUUGUUCCUAUAAAUAACAGUUCAUAUAAAUAGUGAUGUUUUUGUAUCUAAGCAUGCAGUAUACUCGUUUUGUGUCUAAAUCAAUCAUUAGUGUAUUUGAUUGUAUUAGAUAGUGUGCUUUAUACAGAUGAUGACGUACAAUUGUAACAGUAUUGAUUUUCUAUUCAACUGAAUUGGUAAGGCCAAGGAUUUUGCCAAAUUAUUAAAUUACAAACUUGGCUGGAAUUCAAUUGAGCAACUCUUAGUUCCAUCAGGUGAUGAAGGUAUGAAAAUAUUUUGAUUUGAUUUAGAUUUUUUUUAUAGUAAUAUUGGCUUUGAAGAAAUGCUGAUCAUACCAGUCGACCAUAUGUUCAAGGUUAAAGAAGGAAAGGAAUAAAGAAACGAGGGCUAUUAUAAUGUCCAAUUCUCUAGAUGGGUUACAAUGCUUCAUUAAUGAAAUGAGUAUGACCAUUUUAGAGCACCACAAAAUCAAUACUGUUACAACUGUUACAAUUUCUGAGCAGAAGGAUCAUAUUAGAGGGAACUUUGUCCCAGGUCACUUCAAAGUGAAAAGAUAGAAAAUGUGAAUAUGAAUGUUAGUUUUGUUGAGUGUCUUAGAUUCUCUGGAUCGUUUCCAUUUUAGAGAGUCAGACUUGAAACAGUUGAACCCUGGUCUGUUUCCUGUGGCCAAAGUUUCGGUCAGUUUGAGUCAAGUCAUUGAAGGCAUUAUAAACAUUAGGCCCUGUUUCAUUAAGUUUAUAUCUACAUCAAGCUACAGUUAUUGCUAUAAAACAAUGGAAGUAAUUCACUUGAUUGAUUGAACGCAAUGAGUUAUUGAUACCAUCAAGUCUGUAUAGAAUUACUACGGUAUCCAGGGAAGCAGAAAGAAGUGUUUAUACAUCAUUUAUCAGGCAUGUGGUCUAUAUACCUAGUUUCUUAUUGCUGUGUGCGUCAAAGAAAUGAAAAAAUUGUUUCAAUGAAAAAGAAUCUUCCUAGACGCAUUGUUUUUCUAUACAAAGUACAUGUAGAUCUGAUGUGGCUGUUAAUUGUAAUGAAACAGGGCCUUUAAUGUGGAGAAAUGAUAGUCUGGGUAAAUUAGGUCAUUUUUUUGAAGAAAGUUGAAAGGGUAGUCGUGAGUGUUACCGAAAAUGUAUUUUUAGUGAAACUAUCUUAAAAUCAUUCAGAGUCGUUGAUAAGUGAAAUUCAAAAUCAAGCUGAUUACUGCGUAAUGAACAGUUCUGAAUUUAUAUGAAAACAGUAUGCACAAUUUGCAUCACCAGAACUCAAGUUUUACGUAUAUAUAGCUUGAAGGUAAUAAAUCUGUGAUUCAACCCUUUGAAUUUUCUUCUUAAAUUUGUCAUACACUGUAGAUAGGAAGAAGUCUUGCAUAAUCCAUGCUAGUUUAUUAAAGGCUUUAAAUGUGAUGUUCAAGAAAAGUUAAAGGGGAAUCCAACUGUAGAUGAAAGCAGAAGAAUCAGAGAAGUGUACUUGUGAAAGUUGAAAUGAAUUGGACAAAAAAUUAGAAUGUUAGUGAAUUUUUUAAAGGUAUAGACUCUUGAAAAUUGGCUGAAUCAGUUAUGUCUCUGUGAUGUAGUCGCAAAAACUUUCCCAUUUGUUCCAACACACAAUGACUAAAACCUAUGGCUCAGGAGGGUUAAUGCUCUUUAGAUAAUCUCUUUAAUAAUUUUUAUCCAUACUAUAUUGUGAAUAGUGCUCCAAGGGAGAAGGCACUGAGGAGAAACAAAAAAUAAUUGUGUUUUUCUGCGCAACAAACAUGAGAGUUAUUCGUGACUUCUGUACAGUACAUGUACGUCACGAUACACUGACCAAACUGCCAAUUUGAGAUUCACAUAGACUUGAUAGUGAUCUCAUAUUUCAGGCAUUCAUAACUUUCUUAAUAUUGCUUCGAUACAUUUCAAGCUUUCGCCAUUAUGUUUAUAUUAUUUUUCUGCUUUCAUACAAAUGAACUUAUUACAAUGGUUGGAUUGCCCUUUAGUGUAGCCUGUAAACGUACUUCGCCUUCAAAUUAUGUUGGGAAAGGAGACAGCCAGGCAGUUUGGAAAAUUAGUUUGAUGUUUUGAAUUUGAAAUGCAUUAUUGGACCAACGAUGAGACAGAUAUAUUUUCUACUUCCGUGCAAGAAAUCGAGGAAGAAAUAUUAAGGGUACACUGUUAUUGAAAGAUGUGCAUUGUUCUUGUGGGAUAAGGAGUUUUGAAAGCAUUAUUUUUGUGUUCCAUGCUCGUUAAAUAUAGCAGCUGCUUAGACAUAAGUUUUUUUUAAUUUUUUAUUAAUUAUCUGUGACAUGCCAAAUUACAUCAGUUCACUUUUCCAAGCUACAUGUAUCUAGAAUUUCUAGAUAAAGGGUAGGAUUAGAAAUGGUUUAUCUGCUUACGUGUACAUUGUGAUAUUAAUAUGGGUUGUCUGCUGAAAAUUUUAAGGUAAAGUUAAGGUCCUGGCAUACAGAGAAAGAGAGAAGCUCGUCUAUUUCAUAUCAUAUGAAAGAUGUAUUUCUUUUUAACAAAACAAGAAAUGAAUCUUUGAAAGAAUAUUACAAAAAUGGGUCAUCUGGCCAUUCAAAUGUUGAUGAGCAUUACCUUCUUAUAGAGUCAAAUUGAAACAAUGGAAAAUACAAUAAUCACAAGAAACACAAAACGAGAGGCAUCUUGCCCAUUCUUGUCAAGACAAUGCAGUCCUCGGACUAGAGUUGAUAUUCCAAGCUCAAUCCUCUGAAGUCAUUGUUUCUCAAUCCUUGUUUUUAAUUGUUGAACAAGAAAAUAUUACCGAUGCACAUGUUCAUUAACAUUUGAAUGGAUACUCGCUCUAUUUUUGCAAUUUACUUACUCAGACCUAUAAAGUUCUAACUGUUGAAUGCAUGUACCAAUCCAAGCAUUAAAGUUAGAAUAAUAAUUUUGAUAUAAUAUUUUAUUUUAUUUUAUUGACAGGUUAUAUGAAAAUGUUAACAAUGAAGAGUGUCCAGUGUAUUUUGAAAAAAUUGUCAUUCAUUCAAAUCAGUAUUUUAAUUCACUGCAUUAUAUUUAAGUUUAGAGAAUGUUUUGUAUUUUGUGAGAUUUUUUUUAAUCAAGUUAUAUCAGCAAUGAUGCUGGUUGAACUUAAAGACCUUUUUACUUUUUUGUUUAACAUUUAAACAAAUUCAAAGUCAAAUACAUUCAGCAAGAUACAGAAUAUUUCUUUGAAAUGCAAAGAUCAUGCCUCAGAUGAGCAUAUUACUCUAAAAUUGACCAAGUGGUUUGACUUGUUGUUGCAAUCAUAUUCCAAGACUUGGUUUGCUUUUUACUUUAAGAGUUUUUCAAUAAGUCUCAUAUUUUACAACUCAACUACAUGUACAUGUUUAUGUACUGUAUGUACGAAAUCCCAACUCCCUGGUACAAUGUUACAAAUAAAAGGUGAAAUUAAACAAAGAUAUAUAUUAUUUUUCAACUUAAAAGUGUAUAUUUUUGUUUACUUUACUUCUAAAGGAAAAGUCUGGUAUACCAACCAUUUGAAAUUUGAGUCAUUUAUUUUCGCAACUAUAGAAUGUGUCAUUAUGUAAGGCAUACAGAGUAUCUCAUAAUGAUUAUUUGUUUCUUCAUUGUAGGUUGGUUGCAUAUUUAUCACUUUUCUGUUGGGUACAUGUACAAUGUACAUACUGCUAAAGAUUAUAAUAAGGGCUAGAACAUGUCCUAAAUAUGGAAAAAAGAAUGUCCUUGAUAAAGUUGAUAUUUAAUGUUACAAUGGCAGUUUUAUUACAUGUAAAUUGUUGUGUGCCCCCCCCCCCCCCUCUUGUGGGUUGGUUUAAAAAUUUCAAAAAAUUCAAAAUUUAGGGGGUCCAGACUCGGAUUUUGGGGCACCAAUGUACAUGUAUCUUGGGCGCCUGUUAGUGUCAAGCCCUGCAGUAAAAUGUAAAUCAAACUUGGUUAGAAAUGCACCCUUUCACGGUUACAAGAGUGCACAUGCGCUGACAUGAGCACCAAUUUUUUUAUCGUGAGUAACGCCGUUUUAAAUUGCGAGUAACUUUUAUUUGAUGCCGCAUGCAACGCAGAUGCGUCGAUAUGAUAUGAGCGCACAGGGCAGUCAGUGACGCAACAAUACAUGCGCUUCUGAAGAAAUUGAUGACCCAAUUAUGUUUACUCGCAGAUUGAAAUGGCGGCCUUAACCGUGAAGGGGUGUAUUGAAGUAAAGAGGUUGGUGUCAGACACUCAUGGGCAAGUCUAGACAUACAUGUACGUGUAUUCAGUCAUUUAGUUUCCCCCACAUGUUACCAAGCAUAUGGAACAGUGAACAUAAUUAAAACAAUAUUUAUAGUUUUCUCGUAUAUUUUUGCCUAAUUCAUGAGGCUCUGAGUCUAGGGUUCUCGGCUUAUAAUCAGUGUGCGGGAAUACCAAAAUCUUUGCAGUCUGUAAUGUUUUUGACAGGACAAAAUACCAUGCAUUUGCCCACACACAUAUCAUGCAUGCCCCUAUAUGAAUUGUAGCCAUCGUCUGUGCAAGAUUUAUUUGCUUUAGGAUUUUUCCAUUUCAGUCACCAUAUGUCAUAUGAAAGAACAUUAAUGAUCAAUGAUAUAUUUUGUGCAUAUGUACUGGUAGUCGAAGUAGGAAUACAGAUAAAGUGUUUUAUGAAAGAAAUAGAGAAUUGUGAUUUGUCACCAGCCCUGUUUAUUUGUCAGUAUCUUUUUUUCAUUCAAUUCUGAAUUUGAAUCUUCAGGCCAAAUGUAUAUAUGGCAAACCUUUCUAAAAGAUUAAAACAUUAAGUCAUCUUGUUUCCAAAAUAAGGUUUGUAGUUUUAUAUGUGUGCCCAUCGAAUAGAAGAGAAUCUGUUUUAUUUGGGAGUCGUAUCUUCAUCUACAUUUUGUCUUUUUUCUUUCCAUUUUGAGAUUGCAUAUCCAAAUACAUGUACAAUUAUUACCGGUAUCAUUAGAGAAUUUAAAUGUAACUGAUCACGCUCUGUUUGCAUAUUGAAUGUAAUGGUGUGAAAAUGCAGUUUCGUUAAAAAUAAAAACUUGGUUUUAACAACAUCUACAUGUAUGUCUGUAGGUCCAAAUGCUUUUAACAUGAUCGCAAAGAUGGAGAAAAUCAAAUUGAUGCAAUUUCAGUAGCCUUGUGGGUCACAUAGAACUGUACAAACGUCGCAGUGACAUAUUGCGUAAUCCAAACAUGAUUUCUACAGGCAGUAUAUUAAGGUAUUGAAUUGCCAUUGUUUUUUUUAACUCUCUGCGACUGUGUUCUUUGUUAUGGAGUUCUAGUCUUAGUCUUAGAGACGGAAGAGCUGUAAAGAAAGUAUUUUUUGUUUAAUAUUGUACACAUUGAAGAAGAUAUUGUGCAUUGUGAAAGAAUAGGGAAGUUGUUGAUAUUGAUGUACAAGAUUAAUGCUUGGUACAUUGUUGAACGUGCCAUAAAGGGUAAUUUUAAGUUCUUGUCAGUGACGGAUCGAGAGGUCACAGGGGUGUCAUGCCCCCCCCCCCCCCGGCAUUAAAUUGAAUAAAUAAACAUUCAAAAGAAGAUACAAUGUAGAUGAAAAAAAAGUCUGCUGUUCUCAAAUGCACACUAUAUCAAAACAAGUACUUGUGUCUAUAAAGUCUAUGUGCCCAUGCCAAGUUUAACGGUGACAACCUUUCUUUUCAUUUUGUUGCUUUAGAAAUAAAAUCUGUAAUUCCCCCGUGUGAAAGAUUUCCUGAAUCUGCCACCGAGUAUUGAAACUGCAUUACUUAUAAAUGGCAUAACAUAUGGUUACAUUUUAUUAGAUGUAUUGUUAAGUAGAUGUCAAGUCCUGUAAUGUCUUGAAGAACACACUGAAUAGCAACACAGAUACAUAGGACUGGGCAAUCUAUUGUGUAUCGGUAUGUAUUUUUAGUUCCACAUGCAUAUUAUAUUGAUCUACAGUUUCAUCCAGUCGGAUGAGCAGAAAUUAAUUUAUUUAUAGUUUUCACUGAAUUUUGCUUGACUCUAUGGAAAUGGUACAAAAAAGGUUGAGUUUUAUUUCAGAUUAUAUUAUCACUUUCUCGAAUAUAAUAAAGAUAUUACCAUUACUUUUUCUCCUCGCGUUUAUUUAGGGCAUGUAUGUAUCUUAAUAUUUGAAGAAAUGUUAAAUUUGUACAACACAAAAACUGGAUGGCCUAUAUUCAUUAUCCAUAUACUACCAUUCAACUGAAAGUUCAAUCAUCAGAUUAAUUGCACUAUUAUAAUAUUGCUGAUUUUGUUUACUUGAGAUGUGUCUAGCAGUCCAAUCAAAUUUUGGUUAAAGAGAAGUUGAGUUAUGGGAAGUUUUGGGAAAGGUGAAAAAUAAGUUGUGAGCUGUUUCAUUCUAUUUUUUGUAUAUCAGUGUGGAAGAAAAUCAUAAGGAAAAAAAAUGGCCCGAAAAGGAUGGCUCUUCAAAUGUCCUCGUACUUGUAAUAUGAAAAGAAAUGACUGAAAUGUUUGGACCAAACUCUGUGCUGCAGGGUUGUGUAGUCCCAUAAACGCAUUUCUGUGUACAGUACAGUCUGUGUUCGACUGUUCAGUGAGACUGAGUAUAAAUUUCUUAUAACUUUAAUUAUUCCCAAACCUAAGCACCAAUUAUUUUUUUUCUAAUUAAAUCAACCCUCUACAAUUGCUUCAAGAUGUUUUCUCUCAUGAUGCUAUAGCAUGAAAAGAACUCUACUUUAUAUUUAAUGGGUAGUGAUCUCUGAUUGGAAAGAAAGAAGAAAGACAAGAUUUGAUGAUGUUUAUUUGUACAAGUAAUAUGUAUUACGUAAGAUGUCGUAGACAAGGAUUGGCGCCCCUCCAAUGUCGUGCACUUGGAAAUUUGAUUGUAUGCCUAUGCCUUGCUCUUCAGAUGGAACGAGAAGUGAUUUAUUAUUAUAUUUUACAUUGUAUUGUUCUCUGACUUGAUAUUCAUUGUAGAACAGCUUGUUUUGUUACAAGUCAACUAAGAUGCUCGAAUAAACUGGAGAAUUUAUAUGGUUUGAAAA
This is a messenger RNA of Strongylocentrotus purpuratus (purple sea urchin), 9267 nucleotides long. RefSeq names its product headcase protein homolog (gene heca). The record is from RefSeq and is a predicted model, not a curated record. Lineage: Eukaryota; Metazoa; Echinodermata; Echinoidea; Camarodonta; Strongylocentrotidae.